Molecule: messenger RNA, 918 nt
Organism: Argentina anserina (silverweed cinquefoil)
Lineage: Eukaryota; Viridiplantae; Streptophyta; Magnoliopsida; Rosales; Rosaceae
Product: alpha carbonic anhydrase 1, chloroplastic
Exons: 6
Coding region: 81-893 (270 amino acids)
Biological process (GO): one-carbon metabolic process
Molecular function (GO): zinc ion binding; carbonate dehydratase activity
Source: RefSeq, a predicted model, not a curated record
CUUAGCCCCGGCCACCCUUCCUUGAUUUCCGAUCUAAAGGUCGGACGAACUUAGAAGUUAGAAUUCAUUGAACUGAUUAAAUGGCUCCUAGAAUUUCACUGUUGGUGCUCAUGGUGACAUUGCUGAUCGUUGGUUCUUCAGCUUGCUUUGUAGAAGAGGUGAAGUCGCUUGGAUUCACUUACUCGGGUACAACUGGACCUCAGAGAUGGGGAAGAUUGGGUCCAUAUUUCUCAGCAUGUAAUGGAAAGAGGCAGUCUCCAUUGAACCUUGUCAAGGACAAGUUUGUUCUUAUGAGGAAUUUCAAGCCAUUAAACCGAAACUACCUUGCGUUGAAUGCCACAUUAUACAACAAUAACUUUAACAUUGGGGUGCAUUUCGAUGGACAAAUUGCCGGAACAUUUGUCAUAGAUGGUAAGAACUACAACCUGAAGCAGCUGCACUGGCAUACUCCCUCUGAACAUCGUAUUAAUGGAGUCCAAUUUCCAGCGGAGCUUCAUUUAGUUCACCUGGCAGAUGACAAUAGCAUCGCAGUUGUUGCAGUUCUUUUCCAAUAUGGCAAAGAAGAUGUCUUCAUCUCUCAGAUCAAGGAUAAGCUGGCAGAGUUGAACGAGGAGGUAUGUAGAAGAGAUAAGGAUGCUCAUGUCCCCCUCGGACAUAUAGACAUGAAGGAGUUUGAUAAAAGAACACGCAAAUAUUGGAGAUAUGCUGGCUCUCUCUCUUCUCCUCCAUGUACUGAGAAUGUCAUCUGGAAUAUCCUUGGAAAGGUGAGGUACAUUUCCAAGGCUCAGGUAGAGGCUAUAAGAGCACCACUGGGAGUGGAUUACAAGAACAACGCGAGACCACUGCAGCCUCUUAAUGGACGCAAAAUUGAGCUCUUCGAGGAGCUUAGCUAGAAAAGAAGUAUAAGUACUGAUAGAG